AUGCUCGAAUUGAAUGCAGUGGGUAUCUAUCGGUUGAGACGUCGUUUGAGACAUGUUCACGAUGUGAGGAUUGGCAAGCAUCUUCAGAUGCUAAUUGGCUGCCUUCAGCACUUCAAGCGACGUUUCGACUUUUAUUUGAAACUACUUUUGUUGUCGCAAGAUAAUGAAUCAACCAAGCCUGAUAGAAUCAGUCGAAUUUGUCAUUCUAUUGAGAAUUUGCUCACUGAAUAUCUGUCCGAAGUAUUGUAG
Messenger RNA from Anisakis simplex (herring worm), 249 nucleotides. Lineage: Eukaryota; Metazoa; Nematoda; Chromadorea; Rhabditida; Anisakidae. The record is from the annotation of a GenBank genome assembly.